AUGGCAUCGCGUACUGGGCGUGGGGCUCCACGGCGAUCGCCAAGGAUCAGUGGAAGAUCAGAGACGCCUGAAACUCGCCUCGCCGAGAGAGCAUCAACUCCAGGCCGCAGAGCGCUCUCACCCGACCUAAUAGAGCAGAUGACACCUCCCGCAGCCUCCUUCCGCUCUCGACGACCUCUCAAUAGUCUCCAGAAAGCUCUAGCAGCUGCUUCGACAAGCGUCAGCAUCAAACAAGAGGGCGAAAACUCCACUAGCUUCUACGUUCGCGAACCCUCCCAACAAUCCCGCUUGACUAGCCCUCCACAGUACCAGCCCACGAUUCUUCGCGGCGAUCAGCGAGGGUUCAAUGACACCUCGCACAGCGCCUCGCUCUCGAUCUUUUCCAGCGAGAGUGACCUCACCGACAGCUAUCAGCAAGAGGAACGAGAGGUCGCACAGCUCCAGAACAACGAGCAGCAACAGCAAGCACACCAGCAAGCGCAGCAGCAGAGAACGACUGCUCAGGGGCCAGGUGCUGGCACACGCAGAGUCUCUGGUCAGCGCAGACCUCGCACAUCCCUCGACGACCGUCCGUAUAGACCAAGUGAUGAUGAAGAUGAUGAUGACAUUGGCUCGCCGACCAGGAGAAGAAGGAGAGCAAGAAACUCAAACUCGAACUCGCUCGGCGCUUAUGAGCUCGGCAGGGUUGAUAACGCAACUUGGAUGGCUGGCCAGUCUAAGCGACGUGGGAAGAAGAGAGCCAACGGCGCACAGCGGGCGAGUGAGGAGGGCGAUGGAGGCGAUAAUACGCUAGAUCACGGCAAAGAAGAUGCAGGAGCUGUAAGCGGCAAAGAGACCCGUUUUGACAGCGCUUCUGACUCGGACGCUGUCGGUGAUGAUGAUGACGAUGGAAUCCAGCAGUCCAUCAGCGACAAGUCUUCGUCACAAGCACAAAAGCCUAAGGGACCGUCACACAUCGCUCGGCUUCUAAGAGGGGUCGUGUCGCUCGCCGCUUCUGUCAUCGCCUGGCUGUUCACAUUUGUUGCGAAGCUGCCUGGACGGUUGUGGUCGUCGGCCGGGCGAAACGCCUCCGCUUCACUGCUUCAAGGUGCGCUUACUGCACUCGGUGGGCUGAUGUUUGUCUCUGCCAUGCUUUACGUCUUCCCGGGCCUCCGUGGAAGCGAUGGCUUCACAGGUCUUGGAGGACUGUCAGGACGUCUACCCUCAUACCCAUACUCAUCAUCCGAUGACGUGCCUGGCAAUCCAUCCAAUGCACUUGCCGCCUCACUAGAUCGAGAGAACCAGCGGCUGCGAGCCGAGCUCAACCGUCUCACCUCUCGCCUCGACACUCUAUCGUCAUCCAUCGAUUCCCAGAUCUCAUCCUCCAUCUCUUCGGCUGCAGCCAAGAUCCAAGCCGACGCAGACUCCCGUCAAUCCAGCGAAAUCUCGCGCCUCACCGCCUCCACCAAACGCACCGUCUCUCGUCUCGCACAAGAAGAGCUCAAGUCCAUUCAGGAUACCGUCUCAGCAUCCGUCGAAAGCAUGCUCCGGGAUGUCGACAAACGAGUGAGCUCUCAGCUGAAACAACGUGCCGAUGAUACGGAUAGCAAAUUCUUCGAUCGGCUCGAGAAGGAAGUAGCCCGCAUCACACGAUAUGCCAACGAUGAAGUGAAUGCGAGGUUGGGUCAAGCGUUCGAUCAGACCUUUUUGUCUGAACUGAUUGAUGAUAAGUUGGAAAAGUAUGCGAGGGAUAGGACGGGUAAGGUUGAUUGGGCGGCUGUGACGAGUGGUGCUUGGGUGGCGGAGGAGGGGACUGUGCAUAGAGGGUAUAGAUUUAAUAGUAUCUGGAAUGUGGGCAAGUUUUUAGCGCAAGGAAGGAAAGUUCCGAUUGGUGAUCCAGUGAAGGCGAUUACUCCUGGUGCUGGGUUGGGUGAAGAAUGUUGGAUGACAGGAUGGAAUUCCUUGUUGCAGGUGAAUCUAGCGGAGCCCAAAGUGGUGGAGGAGUUGAUGGUUGAACAUCCUUUGCCGGGGAUGACUAGGACUGCACCCAGACGAAUUAUGGCUUGGGGUCUAGUGGACGAGUCUGAUCGACAAUACUACCAGCAAUACCGUCGUUCAAAAGCAAAGUCUCAAGAGGAGUACCUCAAGUCUCUUCUCCCAGAACCAUUCUAUAACGCUGUUCCGCAGGAGUACAAAGAACAAGCACCUCUGCUGUUGGCCGCCUUCGAGUUCAAAGCAAACGGUUCGACAUUGCAAACUUUCAAUCUGACGGAAGAAGCACAGACGUAUCCAUACGGGGUAGGGGCGGUUAGGUGGCAAUUUGUCGAUGGUUGGGCAAAUAAUCCCCCCAUCUGUGUGCACAGGGUUAGGGUUCAUGGUGGUGAAUGGCCUGUUUUUGCUGAUAGACAGCUUGAUUCGAUGUGA
This is a messenger RNA of Ustilago hordei, 2403 nucleotides long. RefSeq lists its product as uncharacterized. Gene Ontology annotation, biological process: nuclear envelope organization. Gene Ontology annotation, molecular function: protein-membrane adaptor activity. Lineage: Eukaryota; Fungi; Basidiomycota; Ustilaginomycetes; Ustilaginales; Ustilaginaceae. The coding region runs from base 1 to 2403 and encodes 800 amino acids. Gene Ontology annotation, cellular component: nuclear envelope; meiotic nuclear membrane microtubule tethering complex. The record is from RefSeq and is a predicted model, not a curated record. The transcript has a single exon.